AUGGCGGUCGCGGCGGAUUCUGCCGCCGAUCAAGACCCAAACCCUGUACCCGACGAGGCCGCGGGCGAAUCCGUCGAGGCACCCGCGUACCCUGACCACGGGGAACCCAAUGCGGAUGCUGCUGACGUGGAGUACGAGGAUGAAGAGGAGGAGCUGGACGGGGAGGCGGCGGAAGCAGCGGCGAGAGAGAAGGUGGAGGCGGUGUUCCGGCGGCUGUCGGAAGACCCCGUUGGCAUCCGCGUCCACGACGUUAUCAUCAAAGGCAACACCAAGACCCGCGACGCGCUCAUCGAGGCGGAGGUCGUGGGGCUCAUCCGCUCCGCCGCCACCGUGCAGGACCUGGUGCGCACCGCCAGCGUCGCCAACGCGCGGCUCAGGCGCCUCGACGUGUUCGACUCCGUCCACAUCCUCCUGGAUGCUGGCCCUCCCGAGCUGCCCGGCACCACUAACGUCGUAAUCGAAGUCGUCGAGGCCGCUAACCCCAUCAAUGGAAGCGUCGGCUGCUUCUCCAAGCCGGAGGCAAGGUCAUGGACAGUUGAAGGAUCAGUCAGAUGGAAGAACAUAUUUGGUUAUGGCGACAUCUGGGAUGCUUCGGGAGCAUAUGGGUGGGACCAGUCAUCAGAGAUAGGCAUUGGAGUAUCCUUGCCAAGAUUUAGAUCGAUACCAACCCCCUUGACUGCUCGGGCAUCACUGUUGUCUCAUGACUGGCUGAAAUUCUCAUCAUACAAGGAACGCCUGGUUGGCCUAUCCUUUGGUUUGCUUUCAGGCGUGCACCAUGAUUUGUCUUACAAUCUGACUUGGCGUACCUUGACUGAUCCUUCACAAGAGGCAUCACAAUCCAUAAGAAGACAGUUAGGACAUAACCUUCUUUCUGCAUUAAGAUAUACAUAUACAAUAGAUCAAAGGGAUUCCAAUCUCAGGCCAACCAAGGGAUAUGCAUUUGUCUCAACUUCACAAGUUGGUGGUCUAUGGGGCAGCAAAGGAUUGAGAUUCUUCCGCCAGGAGUUUGAUAUUCGUGGGGCUGUUCCAUUGGGCUUUUACAAUGCUGCCCUAAAUGCUGGCAUCUCAGCAGGGGUGAUUGUACCAUUGGGGAGGGGGUUUAUGGAAUCACCUUCAUCUGUACCAGAUAGAUUUUUCCUGGGAGGCCAUUCUUCUCCAGUAAUCAGUCUUGGUAGUUUAACUUCUCUACUGGGUUUCAAAACAAGAGGAGUUGGGCCAACAGAACUACGGAGAUUUGUCCCAAGUGAAUCUGUUACAGAUGAAUCUGCAGCCUCUCCAGGAUGGGAUUAUUUGGGAGGUGAUUUUGCAGUUUCUGCAUUUGCUGAUCUAUCCUUUAAUUUGCCCUUAAAGUUAUUCCAGGAUGCUGGCAUACAUGGCCAUGCAUUCCUAACUGCUGGAAAUCUUGCCAAGUUGUCCGAGGGUGAGUUCAGAAAUUUCUCAUUUUCCAAGUUUGGGCGCACACUUAGGAGCUCAGCUGGUGUUGGCAUUAUCUUACCCACUAAGCUUCUCCGUGUGGAGAUAAACUACUGUCAUAUACUGAAGCAGUUUGAGCACGACCGUGGAAAGACUGGGAUUCAGUUCAGUUUCUCGUCUCCAAUGUAG
Messenger RNA from Miscanthus lutarioriparius, 1602 nucleotides. NCBI's taxonomy places the organism in Eukaryota, Viridiplantae, Streptophyta, Magnoliopsida, Poales, Poaceae. The record is from the annotation of a GenBank genome assembly.